CAGAGGCAAAGCUGUUCCUGUAUGUCCUGGAGUCGAGAACAUUUGGCUAAUCACCAACAGCAAGACUGAAGGAAGAUCCUUGGAAGAGGCUUGUAUGGCUGCCAUGAUGUCCCAACUCCUGGUUGUGCUCUAUACUGGGCUGUGCGCUGGCCGAGGAAACAGGAUGACUGAUGAGACCCUUCCCAAGCCCUCCCUCAGGGCCUGGCCCAGCUGGAUAAUGCCUCCCAAGAGCAAUGUGACACUGCAAUGCCACACUUCCACCAAUGAUGUCAACUUUGCUCUCAGAAAGGGAAAUGUUCCUGUGGAGUUCCCACAAUCACCAGAUUCCACAGAGGGCAUGGCUCUUUUUCUCCUCACUGACCUAGAGGCCAGCAGCUCUGGACCGUACACCUGCGAAUACUACAGACGAGAGCCUCCCCAAAUAAGUUCACAGCCCAGUGACAUUCUCCUCCUGCUGGUGACAGGAGAGUUCCCUAAACCUUCCCUCCAAGCCCACCAAAGAGGUGUGGUGACCGCAAGAGAAAACGUGACCCUGCAGUGUCAGAGGCCAAACAAUUCUUUCGAGUCUGUAAAGUUUGCUUUGCUGAAGGCGGGAGCAGCAGAACCCAUAAGGGUCCAGGGUCCAGCAAAGAAGAAGAUGAACUUCUCCCUCAGGAGUGUGACAGUCAGUGAUGCUGGGAACUACAGCUGCGUGUACUUCCUGAUGAGUGCUCCUUUCUGGGCCUCGGAGCCUAGCAACCAUCUUGAGAUCACAGUGAAAGAUAAAACUGAAAGAGAGUCUCCCAAGAUGGCAGAAACAGGAGUAGGGACCGUGGAGCUCACCCUCAUUGUGAUCUUCAUCCUUCUCUUCAUCCUCGGAGUCUUCCUCAUCUACAAAUACACCCGGUGUGGGGCAGCUCCUAACAAGAUGACCAAAUGCUCCCGCUCUUCUAAGGACCCUCAAGAACGGAGGACAAGUGUUCAGCCUGGGAAAGAAAGCGAUGAUCUGUCCAUGGCUAUCACAAACUGUUCUCCUGCCUUGGAUAAAGCAUCCCAGGUGUCAAGAGCUGAGGAACCCCACACAGUGACUUAUGCUGAGCUUAACACCAGAGCCCUAAGAGAGGGUCUUUCCCUGCAGAUGGAGCAGCCCCUGGAAACCUGCGUGUAUUCGAGCCUUAAGGCAUAGCCAGAAGGGCACCUGUAGCCCACGAAAGAACUUCUAGCACGGAGAUGGAUGAUAAAGAGAGGAAGGACCCUUGGGACACUAGGCAAAUGGGGAUCCCUUCCCCCAAAUUUUCAAUGAACACUUGUUUCCUUCUUCUAAAAAUUUGUUUUCAAAUGAGAGGUAUCAUUUGCACAGAGUAAGAUGCACAAACCUUACAUAGCCAAGUGACUGUGUGCGUGUGUAUAUAUAUAGAUCUCAGUGAUAGAUCUCUACCUAUUCCCUUUGGUAUAACUACUGUCCAAAUAAAAACAGCAUUUCCAGCACUCCUUCUAGAAGGUUUCCUUGCACCACUCUCCAGCUAACCGCCAUUUUCGCUGAGAUCAUUCCUUUCUCUGACUUGUGUCACCUUGGAUGACUUGCCUGUUCUUCAUAUGCACUCAUACACCUGCGAUACACCACAUGUACUCUUCUGCAUCAGCUGCUUCCACACACAUAUGUUAUUUCUGAGGCUCAUCCCUGAUGUUACUCAUAUCCAUAUCUUCUUCCCUUUUUACUGCUGAGUAUUACUCCGUUGCAUGGUCAUGCAAAGUUUGUUGAUCCACCUUCAGGUGGAUGGACAUCUGGGUUGCUUCCAGGCUGACGUUUCUAUGGGUCAGGCUGCAUGAACACUCUUAACUAUGUCUUUGUGGCAUACAUGCAGGCCUUUCCCUGGAUUGUAAAUAGUGGGAUGACUGGGUCAAAGAACAGGUGUG
This is a messenger RNA of Nyctereutes procyonoides (raccoon dog), 1896 nucleotides long. Its product is annotated as T-cell-interacting, activating receptor on myeloid cells protein 1-like. The transcript has 10 exons. The coding region runs from base 95 to 1165 and encodes 356 amino acids. The record is from RefSeq and is a predicted model, not a curated record. Gene Ontology annotation, cellular component: plasma membrane. NCBI's taxonomy places the organism in Eukaryota, Metazoa, Chordata, Mammalia, Carnivora, Canidae.